This is a messenger RNA of Aspergillus terreus NIH2624, 2256 nucleotides long. RefSeq lists its product as uncharacterized. Bases 1 to 2256 code for a protein of 751 amino acids. The transcript has 8 exons. The record is from RefSeq and is a predicted model, not a curated record. NCBI's taxonomy places the organism in Eukaryota, Fungi, Ascomycota, Eurotiomycetes, Eurotiales, Aspergillaceae.
AUGGAUCAUGAGACAUCGGGAGCCCAAGAAUGGCAGUUACCCGGGUACGGUCGAGCUCCAGUCAACCCCCGUGGUCUGUCACACCAAAGCAAUCCUCAACCAGCCGGGGCGUCUACCGCGCCCACCAUCCGAAAUGAACCCCCCAGGCCAUCAUACUCCACUGUAGCAGCCACCGGUGGUCAGCAGUAUAACCCAUCUUCUGCAAGAGGUACACAAAGAGCAUCCCGGGAGCGUGCCAGUUCGAGAUCUAGGCGACCCUACACAGCUCGAGGCGCAUCGCAUCGAUCCACCCCUUUGUUUCCCAAUUCUCCCUCAAAGGCAGCCCUGAUAACUGGUGACAAAAAGCCCACUGGUUUUUCGGCGUCGCCAGAUCAACGCUCCACGGGCGGAAACUACAAGCUACACAAGGGCGUCUCGAAGUUUUCCAGGGCAUCAGUCGCAAGACAGGUCAUUUCUUUGUGGGGCGGGGCAGCUCAGGUAGCAUCUGCCAAAGAACUUCUUCUCGGUCUACUCGACAAGUGCACACUCGAUGCUCCUCAGAAAAAGGGCGCGUGGGCUAAAAUCCACGCCAAGAACGCGGGUAAAGAGGCCAAUGCUGAGAUGAAGGAGAGACGUGAGCAUGCUAUACUGCAACUGAGGAAAGAGCCUGAAGUACUCUUAGCGUUUCCGGAGAAGCUACUCUUUCUGUGGCCAAAAGAAGGUCCAUCCUUAUCCGAAGCCCUUGGACAACAGCUCGAAGCUCUUGAUGUCCUUCGCGCUAAAUUCAAUUGCCAUUUGUUCGUCCCGAAGGGCCUUCCCGAUUUCAUCUGUGCCCUAGGUCAGGAUCAUGACACGAUCAAGAACAUCGCCCACCGUCUCAGAACAAAAUGGGUCGAAACUGUGGCCAGCAGCAACAUCAAAUCAAAGGUCUACGUCAUCGAACCUCCAAGUCCAACCACCAUGAAGAAGAAUAUAGUGGUGAAGCACGAAAACCACUUGGCUAGGCCUCUUCUCCGAGGAAAUAAACUAAAGGGGCUCGACUUGGAGUCAUGGCAAGACAUAUCGGGUCUCAUACAAUCCAAGAACAACGCCCGGGUACUCAAAGCAGUUGAAACAUCAUUGAAAGGACUUAUAUUUGUCCGCGGUCAUUUGCGUAUGCGUAUCAAUAUUGGAUUGUUUGUGCUUGAUGAGUACCGCGCACCCAAAGAAGGCAGUGAUUCGUACAGCUUUGAGGAGUUCAGAGAGAUGCUCUUAUAUGAGCAAACUAAGGGCAGACUGAUUCCAGGGUUGAAAGUCUCCCAAGAAGAUUUUCUCGCUAGAUUCUACAACGCAACCGAUCUGCUUGAGACAUAUGAGAGUGCCACCAGCUUACUCGACAAAGUGGAACCUGCAUACUCUGUCAACUUUGAAUUCUUAGGCUCGAACAAUUCCAUGCUACGACUGGAGGUAGAGUUCGCCAAGAGCCCACUUGCAGAGGAGUAUGAGGUUACUCAACGCCGAUGGCUCAGGCCUCGAAAGAGUGGACAGUCGAACGAUAGACGGCCCCCUCUGCAGAUUGGCGUCAUCGACUUCGAGAGAUCGGACUGGCAGCUGGAGAUCAGGUCCUUGGAAUUCCACGAGGCCUCUUCCAUUGAUGUUUCAUUGAAAGAAUUUGGCCACAGUGUUAAAAUCCCUCACGACACCAAGAUCACUGACAUUUCCGCACCGCCACGCAGAAAGGUGAUUUUCAAAGACUCCCCCCCUGUCUCUAGGCUUGUGGAGAAAACUGCAUUCCGAUAUCGACUGAAAGGGACCGACUACACGUUGGAGGUUGCCCGUUACGACGAAUACGUUCGCAAGAACCUCUUCAAUAUGCAGGACCAAAGUGUCACGGCCGCGGCAAGUCAAUUUUCGGAAGUCCCUUUUACAUCAUGGGGUGCAUCGAUAUUCGACUCGAAAUGGGAUAAUCUACUAGGAGAACAUGCGAACCUGCCCGUUGGUCAAUCUGCGAAAUACAAUCCGAACCUGAACACCUUUUUUCUUCCCAGGCAGUCGGCCGUGCCAAACGAAAAGGGCGCUGGAUUCUGGGAGAUGGUUGAUUUGGUGAAGCGUGUUGCGGAAGUCCUCGGUCCAACACGCAUCUCUCCUGAGGGCACUCAAGAGUUGUCCGGCCCCGAAUCUGAAGCAAGGUCGACAGUCGUGAACAGAAUGCAGGGCGCUAUCCCUGGGUCUUCCCCGGCCACCAGUACCAAAACCCCUAGAGAAAUGUUGGAUGCGGAUCUCGGCACUCUGUUCUAG